AUGAAGCUUUGUAUCUUCUCUGUGAUCGUUCUCACUGCUCUUGGGCUGUGUGAUCGCAUCGAUCGUGAGCCUCUCACUUAUGCCACGGUGCCAGAGGGAACUUAUGUCCCACCUAAAAACUCAAAUGUUACGACUCUGCUAGACUUUAUAAAAUCGAGGGAUGACCUUACUUCUCUUGCAGGCGUUUUAGCAGAAUGUGGAGGGUUUCUUCAAGCCUUCGAUUCCCAGGCAACUUGGUCCUAUACGUUCUUUGCACCAUCAAAUACAGCAUUCAACAAUACCGGAGCUUACUACUCCACGUUUGUCGCAACACCAAAGGGCAAAUGGUGGCUGGGCAACCUAAUCCAGCACCAUUAUAUCCCGAACACGCAGCUUAAAACCUCGGCGUUUAACACAUCGUCAACUCGCAUCCAAACGGGUAGUUUCUUAUAUGUCGGGACUCAAAUUGUCGGGGGCCAGCUGGUGCUCAACGAUGUUUCGAUUGUUACUGAUGCGAAUCUUCCCGUCACGAAUGGGAUUGUGCAUGUUAUUGAUCAUAUCUUGGACCCCUCAGCACAACUGUUUAUGACGGACGUUACUAAAACGAGUCAGGCAUUUAUUGCGGGAAGUUGUUCAAAUCCAUUACUACCUUACUGCUAA
Pseudogymnoascus verrucosus is the source of this 639-nucleotide messenger RNA. RefSeq lists its product as uncharacterized. The transcript has 3 exons. The record is from RefSeq and is a predicted model, not a curated record. Bases 1 to 639 code for a protein of 212 amino acids. Lineage: Eukaryota; Fungi; Ascomycota; Leotiomycetes; Thelebolales; Thelebolaceae.